AUGUCGGCCACCUCCACCUCUCUCCAAUCGUUCGCCAAUUCGUACUCUCCCUUCUCGUCCCGAUCGCAACCUAAUCGAAUGGCCCAAUCUCAAACCCCCGGGUUGGACACGCUCGCCGAAGGCUCCCAAUAUGCGCUUGAGCAAUUACAGCUGGCGCGGCAAGCCAGCGCGUCCAAUCCUCCGACUGAUUCCGAGUGCAAGCCCGUCAGCGAACCCGAGGCUUUAGAGUCUCAGCCCUAUCACGAACAAAAUGGCACACAUUCCGGAAUCAAAUCCUCCUCGCAACCGCAUGAUCCCCUCGUAGAUGCUCGGUCGGCCAUUCGCAAGCACUCAACGGCUACGGCGGUGCGCCGAAGGAUUAGCCGGGCCUGCGAUCAAUGCAACCAGUUGCGGACCAAAUGCGACGGGCAGCAACCCUGCGCGCAUUGCAUUGAAUUCGGGCUCAGCUGCGAGUAUGCGCGAGAGCGAAAAAAGCGCGGGAAAGCCUCGAAAAAGGAUCUUGCGGCAGCCGCUGCCGUCGCCACUUCAAACGGCGACAAGAGUCUCCAAGACGGCGGUUCUGCGCAUGGCAACUCCCCCAGUGGCCAGGCCUCACACGAGGUGAAUGCGCCCUACGAUCAGGCCUUCGACGCGCCUCGCGCCGUACCGGAUUCCGCACAGCCACCUCUGCGCAACCAUAGCGUUCCGGGGAUAUCACGGAUGCAGCAGAACACUCACUCUGCCCCGGGGCAUCCUCAACAAUCGGUCGGAUCUGGCAUCGAUAACAUCUCACUAAAUUAUGGAAAUGUACCGGAUUCGAACCGGCCAUCCAUGUCGGUACCUGACCUGCGCUCUUUGCAAAUGAUGCAACAGAAUGGAAAUCCUCGGUCGCCGGCUGCAAUGCUCCACUCUCAAGGAUUCGGAUCAGGUUAUCAUGACGGCGCAUACUCUUUAAUGAACUCGCACGACGCAAACGCGAACUCAAUCGGCCAGUUUCGACUCGGAGGCUCCGAACAAAAUCCGUCGGCAUCGUUCUUGGGAUUCUCCCCUCCAGCACAGUCACCCAGCUGGCUUCCUCUUCCGUCGCCAUCACCUGCAAACUUCCCGUCCUUUAGCAUGGCUCCAUUCGCCAGUUCAUUAAGAUACCCCGUCUUGCAACCAGUUCUCCCCCACAUCGCCUCCAUCAUUCCUCAGUCCCUCGCCUGUGAUCUUCUCGACGUCUACUUCACCAGUUCAUCUUCUUCGCACCUGUCACCACUCUCACCGUACGUUGUUGGCUUCGUGUUCCGCAAACAAUCAUUCCUCCAUCCCACGAAGCCGAGAGUAUGCAGCCCUGGUCUCCUGGCCAGUAUGCUCUGGGUAGCCGCUCAGACGAGCGAAGCGGCAUUCUUGACCUCUCCCCCAUCAGCACGAGGACGUGUCUGUCAGAAGCUACUGGAAUUGACUAUCGGUUUACUGCGACCUCUCAUUCAUGGCCCUGCCACGGGGGAAGCCUCGCCGAACUAUGCGGCGAACAUGGUUAUCAACGGUGUUGCUUUGGGCGGAUUCGGCGUUUCAAUGGAUCAGCUAGGCGCACAGAGCAGCGCGACCGGUGCCGUCGACGAUGUUGCAACUUAUGUUCACCUGGCGACCGUGGUAUCGGCGAGCGAGUACAAAGCGGCCAGUAUGCGAUGGUGGACCGCGGCAUGGUCGCUUGCGCGCGAACUGAAGUUGGGCCGUGAAUUACCACCUAAUGCCAACACGCGUCAAGAUGGUGAAAUGGAGGGUGAAUCCGAGUUGGAUUUGAACGGGAACAAGAGGCAACCAACGUCGCUCCUGAAUUCGAUGGGACACGGGCCUGGAAGCUCUUCGGUCAAUCUCACGGAAGAAGAGCGUGAAGAACGUCGCCGUAUUUGGUGGCUUCUUUAUGUGAUGGAUCGUCACCUAGCUCUCUGCUACAAUCGUCCCUUGACUUUGUUGGACAAGGAAUGCGAAGGUCUGCUACAGCCGAUGAAUGACGAUCUUUGGCAAGCGGGCGAUUUCUCUGCCUACCGACGUGCAGGCCCUGCCUUUGAAUGCACUAGUCACAGCACCUUCGGUUAUUUCUUACCGCUCAUGUCUAUACUUGGAGAAAUCGUGGACUUGCAGCAUGCUCGAAAUCACCCUCGCUUCGGACUUCAUUUCCGAAAUAGCGGUGAAUGGGAAAGCCAGGCCAUGGAGAUUACUCGACAAUUAGACGUGUAUGCGCAAAGUCUCAAGGAGUUCGAGGCUCGUUAUACCAGCUCUUUGGCUUUGGGUACUGACAACGACACGGCAAUGGAAGGCGCACAUAUCAACCAUGUUAGCCCAUCCGGUCGAUCCAAUAGCAGUACGGUCGGAUCGCAUGUCAGCGAGUCAAUCGUCCACACAAGGAUGGUUGUCGCCUAUGGCACCCACAUCAUGCACGUUCUUCACAUCCUCCUGGCUGGCAAAUGGGAUCCAAUUAAUUUGUUGGAUGACAAUGAUCUCUGGAUUUCAUCUGACUCCUUCAUUACGGCCAUGGGCCAUGCUGUCAGCGCUGCCGAAGCAGCCUCAGACAUCCUCGAGUAUGAUCCAGAUUUGAGCUUCAUGCCAUUCUUCUUUGGUAUCUACCUGUUACAGGGUAGUUUCCUCCUACUCUUAACCGCGGACAAGUUGCAGGGCGAUGCUAGUCCGAGCGUUGUCAGAGCAUGUGAGACCAUCGUGCGGGCACAUGAAGCAUGCGUUGUGACCUUGAACACAGAAUAUCAGAGAACCUUCCGAAAGGUAAUGCGCUCCGCCCUCGCCCAAGUACGAGGACGAGUCCCCGAAGACUUUGGCGAGCAACAACAACGCAGACGCGAAGUCCUUGCCCUGUACCGCUGGAGCGGCGAUGGCAGUGGUCUCGCUCUAUAG
Molecule: messenger RNA, 2871 nt
Organism: Penicillium cataractarum
Lineage: Eukaryota; Fungi; Ascomycota; Eurotiomycetes; Eurotiales; Aspergillaceae
Gene: xlnR
Product: putative C6 transcription factor
Exons: 3
Coding region: 1-2871 (956 amino acids)
Biological process (GO): regulation of DNA-templated transcription; DNA-templated transcription
Molecular function (GO): DNA-binding transcription factor activity, RNA polymerase II-specific; DNA binding; zinc ion binding
Source: RefSeq, a predicted model, not a curated record